CAUUUGACCAAUUGGAAGACUGAGGGGCAGGGAAAUACGGGAACCGAGAGGCGGAGAAAUUCAACCAUUUUCAGAGCUGCUCCGCAGACGAAUAAACGAAAGAUGUUACGUUAAGUCUAGACACUGGAGUGAUCAAAAGCACAAUGUUUGAACGCAGAACCAUUGCUGUUGAUGAUGAGUACCCAGAAGGAGUCUUCCAUUGCCGCUUUGCCCGGUUGGGAGUUGUGGAUCUACUGGAUCCUGUCCAUGGGGUCUCAUCUGUACUCCUUUUACCACCUGCACAGAUUCUCAAAAGAGUACGAAGGAGGCCUGGACCGAGAAUUUGAAUUGCAGGAAGGAUUUCUCAUUCCAGGAUAUAAAAAGGACCCCACUGACUUUGAGUGGAGUUUCUGGAAUGAAUGGGCCAGGAAGUGUUUACUCUGGAGUUUCCUGGGCCAUGCGGUCAUCUCGAGACUGGCGAGCAUCUUUAUUCCUCGGGGGCGGGUGGCGGUGCUGACGGUGUACGGCCUGCUGGUGGCCUGGGCGGAGCUGGGCUCCCUGGGCGUGGGCGUGGUCUUCCUGCACACCUGCUUGUUCUUUGGCGUGGCUCACCUGCGCAGACCCGCCCUCACCUGGGUCUGUGCGCUGCUGCUGCUCGCCACCCUGUACCUGGGCAGCCUGGAGGAGCUGCAGAGGAGCUGGUUUGAGACGGAGGCGGAGUACUACCUGCUGUACUGCGCCAUCGCGGUCUGCUGUCUGCGCUCCAUCAGCUUCAGCCUGGAGCACGCCUGGCGCCCCCUGGAGGCUGGAGGACUCGCGCGCUUCGGCUGGCUCACGGCCUACACCUUCUACCACCCCCUGUUCUACAACGGGCCUGUCGUCUGCUUCCGGGACUUCACCCGGCAGAUGCAGAGUCCGUGUGGGAGCGUUCCCAGGCUGGACGUCCCGUCCCUGCUGGUCAGCGCCGCCCGUAUCUGUGCCUGGUGGGGCCUGGCCGAGCUCAUGAUCCACCUGAUGUACACACACGCCAUCGCCGGCUACGAGGCCUACCUGCACUUCCUCCCGCCCUGGGCCCUCGGUGGGCUGGCCCUGGCUCUGGUGCAGUUCUUCUAUGUGAAGUACCUGGUGCUGUUCGGGCUGCCGUCCCUGCUGGCUCGGCUGGAUGGGCUGAGCCCCCCCCGACUCCCCCGCUGUGUCAGCAUCAUGUACAGCUUCACCGGGAUGUGGAGGCACUUUGAUGUGGGGCUGUACCACUGGCUGGUGAGGUACAUCUACAUCCCGGCUGGCGGGUCGCGGCACGGGCCGCUGUGGAAGAUGCUCUCCACCGCCCUGGCGUUCUGCUUCGUCUGCUACUGGCACGGCGGCCAUGGCUACCUGAGGAACUGGGCCCUGAUGAACUGGCUGGGGGUGAUGGUGGAGAACGGGCUGAAGGUCUCGCUCCGCUCCCCCCGCGUCUACCCCGCCAUCGAGCGCUGCCUCUCCCCGGCCAUGAGGAGGCGCUGUCUGGCUUUUCUCUCUGCCUUCUCCACCGCCAUGCUCAUCCUGUCCAACAUGGUCUUCCUGGGAGGAAAUCAUCUCGGCAGAAUCUUCUGGAAACGAGUUUUCGUCCAAGGCUGGUCCACUGUUGCCGUGCCGAUACUCAUCUUCCUGUACAGCUUCGCUCAGAUUGGUCUGGAGCAGGACAGGAAGGAGCAGCUGUCUGCGCGGGACAGACCCGGAUAGACUCGUCUGCGAGACGCCAGCAGAUGCCCCACAGCCCAGCAGAUCCACCUGCAGCCCAGUCUAUCCACCACAACCCAGCAGAUCCACCUGCAGCCCAGCAGAUCCACCACAGCCCAGCAGAUCCACCACAACCCAGCAGAUCCACCACAACCCAGCAGAUCCACCUGCAGCCCAGCAGAUCCACCACAACCCAGCAGAUCCACCUGCAGCCCAGCAGAUCCACCACAACCCAGCAGAUCCACCACUGCCCAGCAGAUUCUCCACAACCCAGCAGAUCCACCACUGCCCAGCAUAUUCUCCACAACCCAGCAGAUCCACCUGCAGCUCACCAGAUGCACCUGCAGCUCUUGCACCGGUGGUGUGAGCAGGUUGCUUGUGUUCAAUCAACCAUAGAAAAUAUGCUGUGCAUCUGGAGGUAAACCUGCCCCCCCCCAUUCUCGCCUGACACUAUGGGCCAGAUUCACUAAAGGAUUGCGACUACUUUUCCGAAUGUUUCUGCAGUAAAUCUGGUUCUGCGUGCCGAAGGGACCUGA
This is a messenger RNA of Anguilla rostrata (American eel), 2234 nucleotides long. It is a transcript of the gene hhat, whose product is annotated as hedgehog acyltransferase. The transcript is spliced from 13 exons. Lineage: Eukaryota; Metazoa; Chordata; Actinopteri; Anguilliformes; Anguillidae. Gene Ontology annotation, biological process: protein palmitoylation. Gene Ontology annotation, cellular component: endoplasmic reticulum. The coding region runs from base 172 to 1701 and encodes 509 amino acids. Gene Ontology annotation, molecular function: palmitoyltransferase activity. The record is from RefSeq and is a predicted model, not a curated record.